AUGCUAUCUGGAAAGGGGUACAGCUGCAUCUGUCAAAGUCCAGAUUCACCCUUGGAAGCUCAGUGCCCGGAGCCCCGGAAUGAUACUCAAGCAUUCAACAUUGCCUUGUCCAUGGAAGAUUGGUCAGCCGAAACCCAGCAUACAUUUUCGACCUCCAACUACGGGCGGCGAGCUACUUUGCUCUUGUACUUGCUCCCGCUCCUGCAUCGGAAUCCCGAAGCUGUACCCCUUGUCGUCUUCUACUUUGUAACCCCGGUGUGGGACAGAAAGCGUCGCGUGGAGGCUUCAAGCCUUGAUGAAUGA
Messenger RNA from Histoplasma capsulatum G186AR, 303 nucleotides. RefSeq lists its product as uncharacterized. NCBI's taxonomy places the organism in Eukaryota, Fungi, Ascomycota, Eurotiomycetes, Onygenales, Ajellomycetaceae. The transcript has 3 exons. The record is from RefSeq and is a predicted model, not a curated record. The coding region runs from base 1 to 303 and encodes 100 amino acids.